Messenger RNA from Gongylonema pulchrum, 258 nucleotides. The record is from the annotation of a GenBank genome assembly. NCBI's taxonomy places the organism in Eukaryota, Metazoa, Nematoda, Chromadorea, Rhabditida, Gongylonematidae.
AUGGUUUCAACGGCAAUGGCGAACGACUUGGCGGAUAGCCAAAUGUGUCCAUUCCAAACCAGUUCGGAAAAGAAAUGUGAAGAAGGAGGCGGAUGGUGGCGAAAACACUGCCAACAAAAAGGUGUACUCACGGCAAUGAACAAAGCGCAAGGAGCAUAUCCUGGACUUGUCUGGAACGGACAGCGUCUUUCGGCUGUGCAAAUGCUUAUUCGACCCCGCGGUUAUAUACCUCCUCAAAAAAAGCCAACAAAAUUUUGA